AUGCCCCUCUUCGUUCUCAGCCCCGCCUCUCUGGCACACUCGGCCCUCUUCGCCGGCUACUACUCCUACCUGUCGGCCAACGUCAUCGUCAACCGACUCAACACCAACGUCUUCCUUGGCUCGGGAGACUCGGAUGCGGUGCAGCACGGUCCCGGUGACAAGAAGGUCAACAGCCCGGCCGAGCUGGCCAAGCUUCAGCGUGCCGUCCGUGCCCACGGCAACUUCACCGAAUCCGCCCCCUUCACCUUCUUCCUCAUCUUCCUCGCUGAGCUCAACGGUGCUCCCACUUCGCUCGUUCACGCCGCCUACACCACCUUGUUUGCCGCUCGCGUAGCCCACGCCAACCUCGGUAUCCAGGCCGAAAGCUCGGCUGCUAUCGGUCGCCCAAUCGGCGCCGUCGUCACUCUCGCCGUCACCGUUGGUGCUGGUCUUUACAACCUUAACCUCGGUUGGGAGCCUCUCAAGUCCUUCCUUGGUUUCAAGUGA
Messenger RNA from Sporisorium graminicola, 486 nucleotides. RefSeq lists its product as uncharacterized. The transcript has 3 exons. Bases 1 to 486 code for a protein of 161 amino acids. Gene Ontology annotation, cellular component: membrane. The record is from RefSeq and is a predicted model, not a curated record. Lineage: Eukaryota; Fungi; Basidiomycota; Ustilaginomycetes; Ustilaginales; Ustilaginaceae.